Messenger RNA from Serendipita indica DSM 11827, 1950 nucleotides. The record is from the annotation of a GenBank genome assembly. Lineage: Eukaryota; Fungi; Basidiomycota; Agaricomycetes; Sebacinales; Serendipitaceae.
AUGUCAGGAAACUACGGCGUUCGCUAUGACCAGGAGAAUGCAUUAGGAAGUGUGACGCUCAAUGGCUUUACGGCAUUGCCACCCGGUUGGGGUUUGAGCAACAUCGAUGCUGAAGGCUCCCCAGCUCAACCGACAGUUUGGAGUGUCUACAUGCAGAAAGGGCAUAAUUAUGACGACGACCUGGUAGAGGACGCGAAUAAUACGGUAGAUGUGCUCCUUGUAUUUGCCGGUCUCUUCUCAGCAGUGCUCUCUGCGUUCAUUCAAAUCACGUAUUCCAAGCUGCAGCCAGACCAGGGGGAUAUCUUGCUCGCCAUCCUGCAGGAGACUCGCCAACCUGGAAGUACAAGUCAGGAUCAGUUCAAGAUACCGGCAUACAUAACCAGUGUCAACUGCUUCCUGUUCGCCGGUCUCUUUAUUAGCAUCUUCGUGGCACUUCUGGGCAUCCUCGUCAGACAAUGGACACGAAGCUAUCAACGCAACCUCAAAGCUGUGUCCUCUACACAACUUCGUGCACGUAUCCGCCACUACAGAUACAAAGGGGCCAAGAAGUGGAAGUUAUCGGGAUUUGUCGCCUUCCUCUCGAUCUGCAUGCAUCUCGCCCUAUUCAUCUCUGCCAUCGGAAUCCUUCAACUUUUAUUCGCGACUGCUCCAGCGGCUGGAAUUGUCGCACUCGUAGUCUCUGGGAUUGGGACUCUCAUUUUCUUCGUCACCAGCCUCAUCCCCCUUUUCCAACCAGAGGCUCCCUUCCAAUCGCCGCUGUCGAAGGGGGUUUCGUGGAUUGUCUCCUGGGUUGGACGCUGGGUCGCCUGGAUUGGAUACAAGAUACAUGUCCACUCUCAUCCCCAGCAUGGCAAGGCGAGUAAUGUCGAGGAAGAUAAGGAGGAAGGCAAAGAGAGCAAUUCGGACGCAGGCCUAGAGAAUGACCUUGGACAUUCUCCCAAGGAAGCGACAAAGGAGAUCGAUCUCGUGCGCAAGCGGGUCGAUCUUGACCUCGAUAUCAUCGCGUCUUUGAUAAAGCGAGCGGAUAAGUCGACCGAGAGGGUGAUCCUCGACUUGUGUUUCGAGCAUCUUCCGAAUCUCGUUACACUGGAGCGCAAACACCCCCAUAUCAUCCUCGAAAAGGAAAUUAUUACAGAGGUAUAUAUUUUCCUUGCAAAGGGUUGCAUUCUCCAGCCGGCAUCUGGUGAGAAAACAGUCGACGAGACCCGCCGCAAAAGGGCAGUAUUACUUUGCGAGUUCCUGCGAUGGUUCCUUUCCAUUGAAGGGUGCUCAGAUCAGCGUUAUGCUCUCAAAGGACGGCUCACCAAGGACAACUUUGACCCGAGAGAACUGCCGACUGCUCUAGCAAAGUAUAGUGAUCCCAACCCAACUGGCCAAGUAAAGGAGAGCGAUACCAAAAACGUCGUUAUAGCGUACUCCGCACUUGGUCGUAUCGAUCACUUGUCCGAGCAGCAACGUGACGACCAGGGGUGCGCUCAUUGCGAGAAGAGCCUAGCGAGUAUCCAAGACAAGAACCAGGAUCGCAACGCGAUGAUGGAAAACAUUAGCAAGUUUAUUAUCGGAUUCUCCGACUGCCUCCUUGUUUGUGCACUGAAGUCUGUCCUGGAGCCUCCUGAUUUACCCAAGAAUGAAGUCAACGACUUUGUCCCAUGGGAUAAGGAGAAAGCCGUGUGGAAAUCUGCCCUCGAGCAGAAAAAGAAUGGGACUGGAGAACUGCCAAGGAUAUGGUUCAACCCCGCAAUCAACUUCAUCAACACGGUCAAGAGCAAUCCGACGCCUAGGGAUCCCACGCGACAGGCUAGUUCCCAAAGUAUUGCCAGUGCGUUGGGAAGUCGCAAGCCAAGUCCAAGUCCAAGUCGCGGACAGCCAGCUGGAGGUACUCCCGAUUUGCGUACCGACUCGAGUAUAUCCAAACAUCUUCAACUUCCGAAACAGGGCCAGGGUCUGUAA